AUGAAGUUACUGGAACGAGAAAUUAGAAUCUUGCGCCUCAUAUCUCAUCCAAACAUUAUUUACCUGGAGAAGGUCUACGAGACACCAAAGAACCUGUACCUGGUGCUCGAACUUUGUACGGGCACUUUGGCGAAGGAGUUCUACGAGCGCCGGCCGUUCAGCGAGGCGGACACCCGCGAGGUGAUCCGCAAGCUGGCCAGUGCGGUCGCCUAUCUACACAGCAAUGGCAUCGUGCACAGGGACCUGAAGCUGGAGAAUAUCCUGCUGACAACGAACCCGGACGACCCAGAGGACAAACUCUACAUCAAGGUGACCGACUUCGGGCAGAGCGUCGUCCGCAGCGGAGUCGCCUACGACCAGAUGCUGCACGAGCGCUGCGGCACCAUGGCCUACAUGGGCAAGGAAGAAAUUGUCCAGGUUGUGGGGCAAGUUGUUAAAGUUGCAAGGCAAGGUGAUAUAGUUUUGAGACAAGUUAAUGGUGUUUGGGGCAAGCUGAUGCAGUUUUUGAAGUCACAGCAGAGACUCCUGUGUCCAGCUCCCGAGGUAAUGGAAUUGCGCAUGUACUCGCACCAGUGCGACGUGUGGUCCAUGGGCGUCAUCACGUACCUGCUGCUCGUCGGUGACUUCCCGUUCACCGGCGACAGUCCGGAACAGCUCAGGCAGCGAGUACUCAACGACGAACUACGCUUCGGUCUCGUUGUGAAGUCCAUGUGCAACACAUCACCGCCCCCGUCGGCUCAGCUUCCAGUUCCACCUCAGUGA
This is a messenger RNA of Schistocerca piceifrons (Central American locust), 762 nucleotides long. Its product is annotated as serine/threonine-protein kinase 33-like. Bases 1 to 762 code for a protein of 253 amino acids. Gene Ontology annotation, molecular function: ATP binding; protein kinase activity. Gene Ontology annotation, biological process: protein phosphorylation. The transcript has 6 exons. The record is from RefSeq and is a predicted model, not a curated record. Lineage: Eukaryota; Metazoa; Arthropoda; Insecta; Orthoptera; Acrididae.